CCGUGACAGCGUCUCGGGGGCAGCGUUGAGCUCCCAUUCGUUGGCCCGGUUCCCGGCGGCCACGAAUGGUCCCGCAGUUUGUAGCGUGACCCUCCCUUCCGAGAACCUAGCUGCCCGGUAGGGCCGGACGUAGGCUGUCUGGUAACAGCAACGCUCAGAGGUCUCUUGGCUUGUGCUCUCCAUUGCCUGUGGUGACCGGCGCUUGGGGGAGGUGUGAGCUGCUGUGGACGGUCGCUAAAGACAGGCAUGUACCUGAAGGGGCAGAACGGGCAUUAGUGACCUGGUUGCCUGCUGCAAAAUGGGGUCCUUGGCACACGACUAGGGGUAGUGGCGGUGGAAGCUCUGCCCCAGAGAGAACUUCCGCUGUGUCCUCUCACCAUGCUCAGAACAGGAUUAAGGGGUCCAGUUCUUUUAGCCUUCUCGGGCGUGACCCAGCCAUGCCCCUUUUGACCCUGGCCACACCUGCACCAAGCGGGGUGGGGGGCAUAUGGCACCCCCACUCUGAGCCACCUGCUUUGCUCAGAGGUGAAGAGGACCACAUGAGAGGUAAAGCAGAGGGGAAUUGGGUCUCUAGGUUUCCUGUUCAAUAAUGUUUAGCCAGAAAGCAAAGACCAGAUCCAAACCAAACUGCCCCGUGAUUUGGGUAGGGGGCUUGGAUUGUAGGAGGAAUCCUAUUGCUUGUUCCUCCUCUGAGGCUGUCCCUCUGUCCGUAAGAGAGAUGGGUGGAGGAGCUGGCGUGCAGAUCCAGACUGGGUUAGAGCCUGUGUGAUGGUGAGUGCCUUCAGCUCCUAUUGCCUUCAGUGGGAGUUGAGGGUGCUUAGCAGUCUUGCUGCUAAUACGGGGUGAAAUUGACCCCUGUGCAGAGAGCAGCACAAUAAUAACACCACCGAGUGCUUUAUACCAUAGCUCUCAAAGCACUUUACGAAGGAGGUCAGGAUCAUUACCCCUGUUGUACAGAUGGGGUAACUGAGGCACACGGAAGGCAAGUGACUUGCCCAAGGUCAUCCAGCAGGCCUGUGGCAGAGCCAAGAAUAGAAACCAGGUCUCCUGAUGUCCAGUCCAGUGCUCUAGUCACUAGGCCACACUGCCUCUAACUGGAAGCCUUGUGUCAACCACAUGGGUUUAAGUGUGUUAGCCUGCUGCAAAGAGUGAAUUGCUCCUAGCCGGAGGUGAUCAAAGCGUGCUACUGACCCAGUGCCAAGGAGGGGCUUCUCCUUCUUAGCUGACAGCUGUGGUGUCAUUAGAGGGUUUUCACAAGACUUCUGCUCAGCCAUUCCCCCUGUUUUGAAUUACUCUCCCAUUUCAAUAAAAACAACAAACAUACGUAAGCCAGCGUUGCUAUAGAAUUGCACCCUCGGCGGUGCUCUAAUUAGGCUGCGUUCAAGCCCAGAUGUGGAGGAGGGCUUCCCCCAUCUCCCUUCUAAACUAGUUGAGACUAGUGUUCUCACACACUCUCACACACACACGCUCUCACACACACAAGGCAAUACAUUGUAAUUGUUUAGCACGUAAUUAGUUUCUACUUGUCAGACUUCUGUGCUGAGGGACGCAGCUGCGGUGGAGCAGCGACUGAAGCUGUGAAAUUCCUGCUGCGCUGUGGGCCAAAGGAGCCGUUUGGUUUCAUCCUCCCAAGAACACUUCGUGGCACGCACGCACGCUCAUACACGCACAAGCACCGUUGUACGCAUGGUAGCCCAUGCUUGCAACUCACCUAGACUUAAUAAUCUGUACCUUCACAUAUGCAAAUUGAAAUUUGCAUCCAACCCAUGGGCCAAACACAGACUCAAAGACUUAAUUUUUUUUCACACUUGUACAUAGGCAUAUUCACACUUGCACUAGCACACAGACCAAACACACCUCGCGUGUGAACACACACACACAAGCAUACUCCCGCGCACAAACACCCACUCACUUGCACAUGUUUACGCUCCGCUCUCGCCCAGAGAAAACCCGGCUCGCCCACUGAUGCACACAAACAUACACACAGAAACAAAAAUCCGCAAGUCACAAAAACACACUCCUACGCAGAGUGCUUGCGCACACAGAGCCUGGAUUCUCUGCAGCUGGGGGCAACGCUACACACGCAACCUUGAUUCUCUCCAGCCUGGGCCGUGCUACACCCACCCCUCUAUUUUGUUUUUAUUCUGAGGCAUUUUUUGAGUGCGCAUCACUGGAAUAUUGUUUGCACAUUCACUCCUGCUCCAAACCUUAUAUUGCAACGUUCAGCACAGGGCGAAAGGUCUGCUCCGCCCUCCAGAGCCUGAGCUCCAGUCUCCCUGUUCUAUCAAUGGCAAUAAAAGAAGAGAGCAAGGGAAGGAGCCUUCAAGAACUGGCAAGUCCUGGGAACAUUUGGGUCAUUAAUAAAGAAUGGAUCCUGCCUCCUGAACUCACUGCCAGUCAGGUUAACCCCUUCAGGCCUAUAUGGGGAACAGAGGGAGCCCGGGUUAGAGAAAACGCGGCUCAGACCCAACGUCAGCCAAAGGGAAAAUGAGAGAUUUAAGGCUUUAUCAUGUUUUAUUACUCUCCUCAGCUGCCUCCUUCCUGACCCAGGCCAGGGUUUGGGGGAGGUCAGAGAAGCACUUAAUAGCUGGUUUCUGCCGUCCCUUUGACUUCUGUGGAGCUGCAGCGGCUGGAAGGUGCCACUUGGGCAAAGCACAUGCUACGUCCCAUUGACUGCAAUAGGACUCAAGCAUGUGCCUAGGCCCUGAUUCAACAAAGUCUCUGGUGAAGCGGGGCAGGAUUUGGGGCCUGGCGGAUGCCAGCACUGAGGGCAAAAUUAACCUCAGCGCAUCACUGGAGCGCCUCUCUAGAGCUUGUCUGGUUCCUAGGGACUGUGCUGAUCCUUGGUGCAGGAUUGAAUGCCACUCGUGGAGUGUGCUUACACUCACGUACCCCUUUCCACUGGAGCUGGGUGCAAGGUUCCCAUCGACAUACAAUUCUCUGACCCCAAAAAGCCAUUUUUCAUUGCAAAAGAAAAAUUUUGACCCACAUGUGUUUGGGUGACUUUUUUUUACUGAAAAACAUUUUUUUCUCCUUCCCAAAAAAGCCUGAAAAGCUUUUUAUUUUGUUUUUCACUGAAAAACUGGACAUUUUCAUGGGAAAUUUGGAUAAAAACAUCAGUGUUUCAAAUUGGAGUAAACUGACAUUUUCCAAACAGCGCUGCACUGAGAACCAUUUUUCUUAUGGAUGCUGAUAUUUCUUAAUUCUGUACGGGGCUUAGGGACUCGAAUGGCAAGUGCCUUAGAACUAAACUGGUCAGCUAAACAGACAGGCUAACCCAGCGCUGACCAUGCCCUCGGCUACCCUCCAUCUGCCCUUCUUCGGUGACAGUGCUGCUCCUGCCACGCUCUGCCUGCCUGAUGCAUCUCCCGGUUGAAUUCUCUGCUGGGUGGUUUGACCUGUUCUCUGUGUUUCCUCCUUUCUUCCACGUGAGGAUCUCCCCCCUGGAGAGGAGGUUUCUUCCAAGUGCCUGUCUGCAAUGCCAGCACACAGCCACCACAUAGGUGACCGUGUGCUGGGUGGAGGAGGCACUGGGGCGUCACACGCAGUCCCUCUCUCCCCAGGCCGAGCACGCCGGCAUCCGGACCUACUUCUUCAGCGCCGAGAACACCGAAGAGCAGGAGUCCUGGAUCCAAGCCAUGGGCGAGGCUGCCCGGGUGCAGAUCCCGCCCCCCCAAAGGCGUGAGAAGACGGACUCGGAGAACAUCCCCCCCAGCAAGCACCACCACCACCGGACCACCGCUCACCGGGAGCACCCCAAAGCAGACCUGGAAGCCAAGACCAGAGGGGAGGGUGAUGGGCGUGGUUCAGAGAAGAUUGAAAGGAAGCCAGAAAGGAUCGACAGCAAGAAGGAACCCCUGGUGAAAGCCAAUGGCAUUGUGGGCCAGGAGAUGCCAUCUGAGCCCAGCAGCCCUUACCCUGAAGCCCCACGGUUUCCGGCGGGGGUGGAGAGGUCCACGCAGCCCAACGGCUGGCAGUACUCUUCCCCCAGCCGCCCCAGCAGCACCGCCUACCCGCCGCAGGAUGGGGAGAGCCUGGUGCACCGGCAGGGCUUUGUGCCGCGCACCAACCCGGAGAAGAUCGCCCAGAGGAAGAGCUCCAUGACGCAGCUGCAGCAGUGGGUGAACCUGCGCCGGGGGGCUGCCCCGCCAGAGGAGCUGAGGAGCCCCACCAGGUUUUUCCCGAUGUCUCGAAGGGUCCCUGACUACUAUGCUCCUUACUCGCCCCAGUACCCUGAGGAUUACCAGUACUACCCGCCCGGCGUGCGCCCCGACAGCAUCUGCUCCAUGCCCGCCUACGAGCGGGUGAGCCCACAGUGGGCUGCGGAGGACAAGCGCCACUCCUUCCGCAAUGGAGGCCCCUACCAGCUGCGUGAGUGGAAGGAGCACCCAGGUUACGGCAGGCAGGACGUCCCCAUCUGGAUCCCCGGCCCUGGCCGGCAGCCCGUUUAUUACGACGAGAUGGAUGCUGCUUCAGACUCCCUGCGGAGGAUGUCCCUUCAGCCCCGCUCCAGGUCCGUGCCCCGUUCGCCCAGCCAGGGCACCUACAACAGGGCUAGGAUGUACUCCCCGGUCAGGUCGCCCAGCACCCGCUUUGAGAGGAUGCCAUCCAGGAGCGAGGAGAUCUAUGCUGACCCCACGGCCUACAUGAUGAGGCGAUCGGUCAGUUCCCCAAAGUAUGAUUAUCUGGGUGACAGGAGGCCUGUCCCUGCAGGAAUGUAUCCCUACAACUACCCGGCGUCCCCUACAGUCCACGACAAAAUGGAUGAACUUUUAGAUCUUCAGUUGCAAAGAAACCUAGAAUAUUUGGACCAGCAGAUGAGUGAGAGCGAAACUUUGAUCAGUAUGGUGAACAGAAUGGUGGAGAACUCCUCCCCUAGGGCCCAGCUGUACAUGCAAGUGUCUCCCUUCCCAGAGGCCUACAGAGAGACUCUGCACGCCUACAAGAUAAGCGAGCAAGACACUGAUAAGCUACUGGGAAAACUGUGUGAGCAAAACAAGGUGGUGAGGGAGCAGGACAGGCUGGUGCAGCAGCUCCGAGCAGAGAAGGAGAGUCUUGAGAGUGCCCUGAUGGGGACCCACCAGGAGCUGGAGAUGUUCGGGAGCCAGCCAGCCUACCCUGAGAAGCUGCUGCACAAGAAGGAAUCCCUCCAAAACCAGCUGAUCAACAUCCGGGUGGAGCUGUCCCAGGCCAGCACGGCCUUGGCCAACAGCACCAUAGAGUAUGAGAACUUGGAGGGCGAGGUGUCAGCCCUGCACGAUGACCUGUGGGAACAGCUGAACUUGGAUAUCCAGAACGAAAUGCUUAACCGGCAAAUCCAGAAGGAGAUCUGGCGCAUCCAGGACGUGAUGGAGGGGCUGAGGAAGAACAACCCCUCCCGGGGCACGGACACUGCCAAACACAGAGUGGCCGCUGGCCCCUCGGGAACCUACAGCUCCAACAGCCCCGCUAGCCCCUUGAGCUCAGCCAGCCUCACUAGCCCACUGAGCCCUUUCUCCCUUGUGUCAGGCUCACAGGGGUCGCCCACCAAGCAAGGGGCAAGCGAGCUGGUACCAAAGAUUCACUGUGAAGCUGAACCAAAGGGCAAGCGCGCAGCCUCAGAAAACGGGAAGAAUGGCCAGGGCUGGGAACCAGGCCCGCCUCGACCUCCCCUGCCCAAAUCGUAUGUCCCUCUGGAGUCUCCUCCAACUGUUCCUCCACUCCCUAGCGAGAGCCGCUUCUGGCCGUACCCUAACUCCCCUUCCUGGCAGCAAAGCGGCGAGGCGAAGAGGGGACAGUCCAAGUCCAGCUUUAAGCAGAAGAAGCAAGAUGCUCAUCGGAGCUCCGCCCCCAUCCCACCCACAGAGGCCAGGCUCACGCAGACGAGGCAAGAGCCAGAUGCUGAGAAGCAAGCGGCUCUCAACAAAGUUGGCAUCGUUCCCCCGAGGACCAAGUCUCCCACCGAUGAGGAUUUGGCUCCCACUUCAGGCGUGGUCAGGAGGAGCACCAGCAACAUGGCCAAUGGACUGACCUCCGGGGAGAGGCCAAAAAGCGCCGUGUUCUCCAAUGAGAUGAAGGCAAAAAUGAGCGUGGAGGAGCAGAUCGACCGGAUGAAACGCCACCAAAGUGGAUCCAUGAAGGAAAAAAGGCGCAGUUUGCAGCUCCCGGCCAAUCAGCAGCCAGACGCUCCCAGCACGAAGGCACCCGCAUCAUACAAAGUGGUGCGCCGACACCGCAGCAUCCAUGAGGUGGACAUCUCCGAUCUGGAGGCAGCGCUACGCACCGAGGACUCCGGCAAAGUCUACGAGACGCCGAGGGAGGAGAUCGCCCGGCUACGCAAGAUGGAGCUGGAGCCCCAGCACUAUGACGUUGACAUCAGUAAGGAGCUCUCUACCCCAGACAAGGUCCUCAUUCCGGAGCGGUACAUUGAGCUGGAACCGGACACCCCCCUAAGCCCCGAAGAGAUGAAGGAGAAGCAGAAGAAAGUGGAAAGGAUAAAGACGCUCAUUGCCAAAUCCAGCUUGCAGAAUGUGGUCCCUCUAAGCGAGGGAGAGGUGGAUGUGCCCCAGGAUGCAGAAACCCAGCUCCAGGAGCAGGAGAAGAGGAUAGAGAUAUCCUGCACCUUGGCUACAGAAGCCUCCAGGCUGGGCCGCAUGCUCUCCGCUCAAUGUGCCACCCCGAGUCCUCCCACUUCCCCAGCCUCCCCGACUCCACCGACAAACCCCCUCUCGUCUGAGUCAUCCCGGGUCGUCGACAGCAGCCAUUUUAUGCGUGUUUGAGCCAUGAACACAAGCCCUGGCUGCUGUGAACGCCGUGAAGUUCCACGGAGCCACAUUUUAACACACAAACAUGCGCGUCCCGACUCGACAACCAAAUCUUUCCCCGCUCAUCGCUUUUGGUUCUCCCCGAACCCCUGCGCUAACCAACGGUGAGAUCGUCCAGGACGAAGAUGGUGUGCGUCGGCACCUGUCGCCAAGAGAACACGGGAGCCUUAUCUCUGCACCGGUCCCCCCAACUGGCCGUGUACCAUCCCGGGAGGAAGUGCCAUGGGUGGGCUGCCUGCUGGAGCACAGAGCGGCAGAGAGGCGCUGGUAAAUCACUGCUCCUGCAAUGAUGGAUGUUUUGUGUGAGAUGUAUUGCAGUCUGGGAGAUGGGCCCACUCCACAGGCGGCGUGAACUUCAGGGCAGGGGAUCUGACAGCUACCCACCAGUCUGUUCCAUGGCCGGAAUAUCUCAUCGAGGGGAUGGCGUCGCACUGGAGGCUGAGGGGUUUUCCCUUUGCUUCCUGCACUGAAAUAUUUGUCUCCCAAAGCUCGUGUCCUGAAGGGGCUUUUGCAUGGGGACCGAGCCGUCGCUGCAGUUGGAGCUUGCUCUUGCCCUCCACUGACGUGAGCACCCUAUUUCCAUUCUCUGUGCACCUUCCACCUCCCCAGGCCCUGGCCUGGAACGGCUACUAGCAUCUUUAAUCUCUGGAGCUAGCCACCUGUGCCCAGCCACGUUUCUCCACUCACGCGCAUGAGCAUCCACGGGAGGGAAGGAGUGGGCAUCUGGGAUGGACAGAUGGAAACAGGAGCCAAGGAGGGAAAAGGCUCCUGGGCAGAAAAUGGGAGAGGUGAUGGGAUCUGCAAAAUUAGGAUAUAGCUAUAUCUGUGAAAUACUAGUGUUUCCCCUCCCAGGGCGAAAGGUGGUGUGGAACAGCAGGUCUGUGCAAUGUAUGCGGACAUGUAGUAAGGGAAUUAGCUGAACGAUACAGGGGGACGGGGCUAGGAGAGCCCAAGUGGCUGGUGUUGGUGACCAGGCGAAGCCUUGAUGCUUUCUGAGGCCAGGAGGGAUCUGUUUGCACAUAGAGACGAUGAGGAGAAAGGGGGACAGGCUUCGGGAUAUUUUUUUUUCUUGGACCAGAGCAGGUUCUGGAUGGUAGCAACAGGUGCCCUUCCUCAGAGUUUUGUUUUACCCAGUGCAAUGCUCUUUUCUUGCAUUUUUAUGGGGAUGGGAGUGGGGUGAAAUCGAGGGCUGCUGCCCACAUACUUAAUACUAGAUUGGGCAAAACACUGGAGAAAUGGCUGAGGGAACAGCACUGUCUCGCUGUCUAUGGCAUUUCUAGGGCAUCUUAUCACCUUGGAUCUGAGUGCCCCUAUCUAAUUCUGAAUGGCCUAGAGUGGACCUAGAGGGGCUUUCCCUGCAGUGGUCUUGGCAGGUACUAUGUCGAUGCUGUCACUGUCUCUUGCCUCCAUCUGGAAAGCACUGCCUUGCCCCCAAAAUGGAGGGGACACCAGAGCUGUGAGGCCCAAGGGAAUAGGAGCAUAGCUGGGAGGGGACCUAAUCCCUUCUGCUUUCAGGCUAGAAGCCAACUUCUUAUGGAUGGGACAAGGGAGAAGCUUCCCCAUGGACAGGUGAUUACAUAAUCGCCCACUGCAGGGUUGUUGCACCUUUCUCUGAAGCAGCUGCUACUGGAGACAUGGGAUAUUGCACUGGAUGGCCCCCUGGUCUGGCAAUCCCUGCAUAGAGAAUAAUCCUGCUCUGGGCUUAGGGAAAGGGGCGAGAUACCCAUCUCUAACUUCUAUGGCUCCCUGCUAUAUUUGCAUCUGGAACGGCACGCAGGCAACUGACACUCCUAACUCACUGCGCUGAGACAAGCAUGCCCCAGAAGUUCUUUUCCCCUGAAGAACAGCGAGCUAGAAUAGUUCCUCUGACAUUUUGGAGUGACUGAGAUCAGGUGUGCAUGGUGCUGAGUCACUGCUGCACGGUCUCUCUUCCAUGUUCUCCGUUCCUGCAGUACCUUAUGAGAUGAGCCUGCUCUUCCAGAUGUGGCUUCAUAGUUUUCUGAAUACAUUGAGAGAAUCAUCGUCGCAGGGGGACGUAUCGGAGGUGACGGAAGAGACAUAGUUCAGAGAAGCAUCCAAGAGAUUGUCGGUUCUUCUGAAGCUUGUCAGAACUACCUGAAUCAUCGGGGUCUGCAGAAUCUAGCAUUAUUUCAGCACUGCUGCUUCCCAGCAGGAAGUGAGAAGGUCCAUCUAGACCUCAGCUCAGUUCAAGCAAUGGUUUGGAGGAAGGAGGUUUCUUAUAUCUGUCCAAGUUGGUUUCCUUGUCCCUUCUCAAAAUUAGGGCUGCAUGCAGAUGCAAAUAUAUUUUCCACUACGGAGUGGAUUUGCAAGUACUCAGCUCGCAUUUAGGCACCUAAACACGGCAAGAUUUUUUAAAAAGUGCCCACACCCAGCAGCUCCCGCUGUGAUAUUGAUGGGCAGAUUUUCAAAACUGCACUGAAAAUCUGGCCACUUACUUUGGUGCUUAAGUGGGAGAUGAAUUCUUUUGAAAUUUCAGUUUUUUGAUAGAAUGGAAUUUUAAAAUUCCCAAAUCAGAAAUUGAGGCCUACGCUCAAAAAGAAGACCAAUCUGGGUUCAAUAUGGGCUUCCUUUUGCACUCCAAAAUCUACUUUUUCAAGCGCGAAGCUGUGAAAUGUUGCUGGCUGUAUUCGAAAUGAUCUGGUGUAAGGAAACUGACCUGAAAUAGAAAAGCCCCAAGUGUCAAGCUGUCCUAGUGUUGCUGUGAAUAUUAUCUGAGCUCCUCUGACAAGAGCCCCUCUUCCUAUGGACUUUCCAAUACAGUUAGAUGCCCUGUUCUAACAUCGGUCAGUAUUGGACUUCUGCACCUGAUUCGGCUCUUACCUACACUGGUGCAAGUCAGGAUUAACUCAAACGAAGACAAACUGAAUUCAGAGUAGAGCGUAGGAGUGGACAAUCAAGCUCUGUACCUUAUACUAGAGACUGGGGCUUUGUCAAUUCACUACAUGGAUGAAGAACUGUCUUGUCCCAGCACUUGAAACUCCAGGGGAUAGUUCUGAAAAAGGCAAUGUGAUGUAGAUGCGCAAUCAAGCUCAAUCUAUUUCUUAGCUUUCUUUCUCCAUUGGCCUGAUCCUGAUUGGUGCUGAGAACCCACAUCUCCAGCUGAAAUCUAGAGAGGGUGCAGAUGCUCAGCAUCUAACAAGAUUUCUACUUCUUCCCAGUCAUGCCACCAGUUGAAUGAAAUGGGAGCUGGCUGGCUGCCUGCCUGCUGUAGCCUGUGAAUCAAUUUUUCUUUCUAGUUUGGCAAUACACAUAAAAUCCAAGGAAACAGAACCUCUCUGCCCAAUGGGAUCUAUCUAGCAUCUCCCUAGAUUAUCUGUCUGUCUAUUUUUAAUUUUGGCAAUACACAAAACGUCCCAGGAGACAGAACUUUCCCCAGAAUCAGAUCUAUGAAUCAAUCUUUCUUUCUUUUUCUUUUUCUUUUUCUUUUUCUUUUAGCAAUACAUAGAACAUCCCUGGGGAUAAAACAGUCCUGCUCCCAUAAUGGAAUCCCAAACAGCUCCUGUUAGCUCAUGAAGCUGGCCCUUUAUUUUGCUAUACAUGCCUUAAUAUAUGUUUUAUGGAAAUUAUACAUUUAUAUAAUAUAUAUAUAUAUAUAUAUAUUUGUUUUUCUCUCCUUUUCCGGGUGGUACUGUUUUAUGCUAACUUUCUCUCUCUUUCUGCUGGGCUGUUGGCAUCAGCCCCGCUGGAAAGUUACAAAUGGAGAUUCUUUGCCAGUUCAUCAGAAAAAAAAAAGACCUAUUUAAAUAUACAUAUAUAUAUUUUCUGCUUUUAUUAAAAGCAAAUUUAUUUAAAAUAAAAUAUAAAAACUGUAAGUUUUGAGAAAUGAUGCAUUUAUUUCCCUGUUACUGAAUAGGUAGUGCUCUGUAUACGGCCAGGUCCUCAGCUGGUGUAAACUGGCAUAGUUCUGAAGUCAUUAGAGCGAGGCUGAUUUGCAGAUGCUGAAAAGCUGGUCCACGAGGCACAGUAUGUGAAGACAUAUAGGACUGUACCCUAUUGGGGAUUGCAGAGGAUGUCUUGCUGGUACACAGCUGUCAAUCAUGGAUCCUUGUGACUGUAUGUGGGAUUUUUAAUCUUGAGUUUCAAUGUUACAUUUUUACCUCCCUUUUGUUUUUGUGAAUGGUUUCUCUGUGAUGGUGUGACUAGUGCAGAGGGCUAUCAGUAGCCUAGCUGCUAACCUCACCAACGCACCCGAAGUGUAUACCCAAGGGCAUAGGCCCCCGGGGAGGAUGGUCUCUGCAUGGUGGAUGUGUCCCCAAACGUAAAAGGGGGUGGCUGAACUGAGAAAAAUGCAGCCAAGGUAGGAGAACCCCCAGGACCAAACUGUGGUGCAGGAGCUGAGCAGAGGCAGGAGAGAUGUGGAUGGUCAGGAGGAUUGUUUCUCGCGGCCCAAUUGAAAACCCACCAACAUCAGUGGAAAGACUCUCACUGACAUUAGUGGCCUUUGCGUCAUGGAUGGAACCAAGAGACAACCUGGAGUUCCCACCAGUGUGUCAGCCCCCCAGCGGGCUCCCCCUUGACUCUCCAGUCAGUCCAGUCUCCCAUCAUGAAGAGGGCUCUCCUGCAUCUCAGCUCCAACAACAUGGUUCCUAGGGGAGGGUGUUGUACGUUUAAGGGAAGGGGUGGGGGAGCAAGGCAACCCCACUGGUAAGCAUCCUUGAAAGGCAUAGGGAUUCCCAUGAAGGACACAGGGAGCUCCUAAAAGAACCUUCCUGGCAUUAAGGCAUGACCUAGCAGAUGUAGAGGGGACAGCGAGGAAACCUCCCCACUAAGCGAAUAACAACGUAGUGUCUGUGACCAAUCCCUGCUACUGUCACUUUAAGAGUUUCCUAAGUUACAAGUUGUGAGUUCUCGGUGGCAUGGCUGAGGAUCACAAUAUUGCAGUAUUGUGGAACUGUUUUUAAUUAUUUUAAUUUUUAAUUUUAUUUUGGUUAUUUUUUCAUAACACCUUCAUAUACCAGCGACUCUUGUUAAAAAAAACAAAACAAAACAAAAAAAACC
Messenger RNA from Chelonia mydas (Green sea turtle), 11822 nucleotides. RefSeq names its product pleckstrin homology domain containing A6 (gene PLEKHA6). The transcript is spliced from 23 exons. Bases 3639 to 6758 code for a protein of 1039 amino acids. Lineage: Eukaryota; Metazoa; Chordata; Testudines; Cheloniidae. Gene Ontology annotation, molecular function: protein binding. The record is from RefSeq and is a predicted model, not a curated record.